Molecule: messenger RNA, 14639 nt
Organism: Macrosteles quadrilineatus (aster leafhopper)
Lineage: Eukaryota; Metazoa; Arthropoda; Insecta; Hemiptera; Cicadellidae
Product: RIMS-binding protein 2-like
Exons: 29
Coding region: 166-4320 (1384 amino acids)
Biological process (GO): neuromuscular synaptic transmission
Molecular function (GO): protein binding
Source: RefSeq, a predicted model, not a curated record
UCCACCAGCACCGAACUGGAGGAUCAACUAGUCCGGGUAUUAGAAAAGAACACAGAACUGACUAUCCAAAACAAGGACCUUCAAAAGCAAGUGCAACGGCUUCAAAAUGUGAAGACUGGGGACAACCUCCGGCAAGGAGACAAGCUGGAGGGAAUUUUGAAGCAAAUGCGAGAAGCUUCUGACAAAAGAAAAGAGUUGGAACGUGAGCAUACUGAAGCCUUAACUCAGCUAAGGGAAAAACAAAAUGAAAUCCAACGUAAAUUUGGCAACACAAGUGACAAGACCAAGGCCUAUGAGAGUAUUGAGACCCUUCAGUCCAAGAUCCGAGAGUUGGAAAAGAAAGCGGAAUUGCAGAAUGUCCGUCAUGAGGAGCUCAUGCUGGAGAUGGCAGCCAUCAAAAGGUCCCAGAGCAAAGCAGAGAGAGCUACAACUGCCGCUGUGUGGAAGAAGAGUGGCCUCCAUCAGGAAGUGCAAACCUCACCCGACUCCGUUCCCUCCACCCCAGAGCUAAACUGUGUGGACCGAUCAAUGGCAAUGAGUUCGAGCGGCUUAGAUAAUUACCUUGAACAACAGCAGAUGCAACAACGAACUUCGGCCAUCAAACUGAGGAGUCAAGCUGCGGGAUUUCAACAGUUCGGGGGCAUCCCUUUUCCCUUCCCGACGGGGAAUGUUGUCUCUUUGGUAGAUACAUCCCUCCCCAUAGAUCCCCAGUACCUGGUACCCUGGAGGAUGUUGGUAGGCGAGGGUUGCGGAGGUGUUUCUGCGUCCCCAGUGGCUGUCUCCAGUAGCGGGGGGUCGUCCUCGGGUAGCGGAGGCGCAACUGUGGCGUAUCCCCCACCGCCGACUACUGACAUCGACAGAAUCAUGGCUAAAAUCGAUCAGGACAACCGAAUCCUCGCGGAGCUCGACAAAACACGAUCCACUAUAGGGGGUAGACUGCUGCCUAACCCGCCCCUAUGGACUUGCACUGCAGCUCAGCUUACAGUCCCGGGCCACAGUCUUCCGAGCAGUGUCGUGCCUGAUACUCUAAACAGGCAUGCACUGCAAGGCACCUUGCCUACAGAACCCAGCAACUACGUGGUACCCACUAUGGGGUUACCCAUACUGCCUUCACUGCCUCCACAGCUUCCUCUAAUACCUCAAUCGAUGCAGCCUUUCCAAUUCCUAGCAUCAGGAUCCCAGCAGCUUCUGCCACACACACAGCAGGUUCUAGUGCCACACACAGGACGACUGAUGCCUCAGAUUCCUACCAUUGUCACCUCUCAGUAUGAGCUAGAGAGCAGAAACAACUUUUUAAAUGGUAACCUACCAUCAGGAGUGUUCAACACUUUAGCGGACCAACAGCAAUCACAGGAUAAAGUGGAUAUGCUGGAUAUACCAGGGAAGGGCCGGUGCUAUGUAUAUAUUGCUAGAUACUCUUACGACCCCUUCUCACAAUCGCCCAAUGAGUGCCCGGAAGCUGAGUUGGCAGUUAAUGCUGGAGACUACCUCCUAGUAUGGGGAAACAUGGAUGAGGAUGGAUUCUACGACGGAGAACUGCUGGAUGGUCGCCGUGGGCUUGUGCCUUCCAAUUUCAUACAAAAGCUGGUUGGAGAUGAUUUGCUAGAGUUCCACCAAUCAGUGAUUCAAGGCCUGAGAGAUUGUGACGACAGUGCCUCAACCAACAUUCCUCAAGAUCUGGACUAUCAUCAACUUAACACAGGGAGUGCCAAGAGGAAAAACAAGCGAAUACCUCCAGGCAAUCAAGAAUACAGCAAGAGAGUGGUUCCUGAUAUGGAUCUAGCUGAUGCUUUGGAUGAUGAAGAAGAAGACACUCAUUCAGGUGAAGGCCCAGACGUGUUCUUCUCGCUACUAGUACCCGCCCCGAAGCAACUGACGUUGGAGCGGCAACUCAACAAGAGCGUGUUGAUCGGAUGGAAUCCUCCAGACACUUCGACGUCACCCCCCAUCGACUGUUACCACGUCUACGUUGACGGAGUGCUCAAGGUCACAGUCAAAGCUACUGAGAGAACCAGAGCUCUGGUGGAGGGGGUCGACUCUAACAGACCCCAUAGGAUAAGUGUGAGGUCAGUGACGGCUAAUCGCAGGACGUCCAGAGAUGCUGCCUGUACCAUGGUGAUAGGCAAGGAUGUUCCCUUGGGCCCGUCACAAGUCAAGGCUAGUCGUGUGACUGCUACGUCAGCUGUCAUAUCAUGGCUACCGAGUAACAGUAACUACCAGCACACUGUCUGUGUUAACAACGUAGAGUUACGCACUGUUAAGCCAGGGGUCUACCGUCACACUAUCACAGGAUUGGCUCCCAACACGGUGUACAGAGUGACCGUCAGAGCCAAGAACAUUCGAGCGCCUCACUUUGACGAAAAAACAAACAUCUCCAUUGAAAGAUACUCCUGUCAUAUAGAUUUCCGCACACUUCCUAAAGGUUUGCCAGAGCCCCCAGUAGACAUCCAAGUAGAGCCUGGACCUCAAGAUGGCACUCUGUUGGUGACUUGGCAGCCGGCUACCCCCACCACCUCUGCCUGUAAUACUCUGGUCACAGGAUAUGCGGUGUACGCUGAUGGCAAGAAGGUCACCGAUGUGGACAGCCCCACAGGAGAUCAUGCCCUAAUUGAUAUCAACAAGUUAUUGAGUCUGAAUCCAAAACAAGUAACGGUUCGCACAAAGUCAAGAGAUAAUCAAUCAUCAGAUAGUCUGCCAACUCCGAUUCCUCCGAACAUGCUCAAGGGAAAGCAGCAUUCCAACAAGGUGGAGGAGCAAAUAGAGUUAUCAUUGGGGAAAAUUUCUUCUUGGUUUGCUGAUAACCCUUUAGUAUCGAAUGUGAAAAAGACAAACAUUAUGAAAUUUCAGCAGAGACCUCCUAAUAGCAAAGACAAUUUGACAGAGGAAGAGCGACGCAGAUAUGGAUCAUCGGUUCCACCCCACAUGCGUCAUCAUCAACAUCAUCGUGGAGGUCAAGUCAUCAUAGAGACGGAAGAAAACCUGAGUGACAAAGAAGUCUACCCAUCUAACCACAUGAGUAUUCCGGCCAUAGCAGAAAUCACCAAGGACACAGGAAGUGAGGGGAACUACAGCGAGGAGGACUAUAUGGACAGACGAGGUGGGGGUGCAGGUCGGCCCCAUCACCAACAGCAACACUAUGAUAGGGGACCUCGCGGGCAAUACGGGGCUCGUCAACAAGCUCCUACACACCCCCGCAACCCACAGCGACGAGAUGAUAGAGAUCCCUAUUACACAGACAGGAGACAUCAAGAGAGAGGAGGGUACAGGGGGACUGGUGGUGGAGGGUCUGGGGGGACCAGAGGGGGUCCAUCACAGCACACACAGCAGCCCCCCAGAGAUAAGAGGGUACGAUGGUUCAUGGCACUAUUUGAUUACGACCCAACGACCAUGUCACCAAACCCUGACGCAUGUGACGAAGAAUUACCCUUCUCCGAAGGAGACUCAAUAAAGGUUAUUGGAGAGAAGGAUGCAGACGGCUUCUACUGGGGCGAGUGUAAGGGGAGAAGAGGAUAUGUGCCCCACAAUAUGGUUGUUGAAGUCCAGCAAGGGUUUGAGGGUGGCAACGUGGCCAGAGAGGGGGGGAGCAGAUCCAGAGAUCGCUGGGGCGAUAUCUACGCCAACAUGCCAGUUAAGAAGAUGAUUGCCCUCUACGACUACGAUCCUCAGGAGCUCUCGCCCAAUGUGGAUGCCGAGGUGGAGUUGUCUUUCCAAACCGGGAACAUCAUCUACGUCUACGGGGAAAUGGAUGAUGAUGGUUUCUAUAUGGGAGAGUUGGACGGAGUGCGAGGGCUGGUCCCUUCUAACUUCCUGACAGAGGCGCCACCAGACUUUACCAAUGGAGCAGGGCCAGGCCGAGGUCCAGCCGGUGGCUCCAGAGGAGGGGGCAGCAGGCCUGCACCCUCCGACAGGGGUCACGGCCCUGGAGCUAGGGGCCCUCCACCUCCGCCAAGAGAAGGCUUACCUCCUAGAAUAGAUCCACGGGAUCGAAGGAAAGAUGCCUGCCCCGUACCCACACAAGUAGAAGGCCGGCAGGAUGGUAGAAUGCAGCAGCAACAACAACAACAGCAGCAGCAGCAGGAAACUACGAGAAUGGCCUCACAGUCCAAGUACAAGGCCCCACCUGCACCUACCUUACCCGCACCUGACAAGCCCCCACCUGUAGCACCUCCGCCCGCCCAGGAACCUCAGCCCGGGAUGCCUAACCUCAUGCAGAAGCUCACUGAGAUGACAGGAAAUGUCACGGGUGGUGAUAAUUCUGUUGACCACAUUCUCUCUAAAGGCAAGGAACUAAUUUUCAUGAAAUUCGGGUUGGGAAAAUGAAUUCUGUCGCUACAUCGUCUAAAUGCCUUUCUAUUUUUUAUCUAUGGCUUUCGGAUCUUCCAUAAAAUGCAUUUUUUGUGUGGCAAUAAUUUAUCUAAACCUCUUUCCUGAUACAAAGUGGAUUAAUUAGACCAACUUAGUAUUUAUACAUGUAAGAGUGUAGCUUUGUGGGUGUAUAAUGAGGCGAAUGCUACUCUAUUAUGUUACAACGCUACUGCUACCAACUUCAACUCUUUGCUGUUGUUACGAUACAAUGUGCUUUGAUCUUUAUAUUUUAGCAAAACUGUUAAAGUUUAUCGCUAUGAAACAAUCCAUCACAUAACAUUACUUUCCGAGGCUGGUUACCUCCAUUCUAGCUUUAAAUAGUUAAUCAAUAGUCAGUUUUUACUAUUGGUUUCAAUUUAAUUUUGCCAUUUUCAAGCUUUAGUAAAAGAUAAUUUUCUGUCAAUCUCCCAAUUAAAAUUGUCUAAUAUUCGAGGUGUAAGUUGUUGUUAUUGAAUAACAUUAAUUUGUCAACGCUUAUGGUUGUUUUGGGAUUGCUUACCAACAUGCAGAGUAGCUAUGCUUUACUGUUGAAAUUUGACCCUAGUAUACCAAACACAUAUUGCAGUAUAAUAACAACCUUUCUCUGUUAUAAACCAAAUAUGUCUCGUAUAUUGUUAUACGAUGGCGGUUUUUUAAGUAAGAACCGGUUUCGCAUAUGAAUCCGUACUUCAGUUAUACACCGCAACGAGGCUUCACCAUUUGAUGGCAUCAUUUGUGAAUAAAAUGAUACAAAUUUCAGCUCUGUAGCUGUCAUGUACGCUUUGCUGUGUGUUUUUUAAAGUUUCUUAGCAAUCUAAUCUCCCUCCGCGUCUGAAGUAAGAUCAGUUAUACACUUUUUCAUUACAAGAAACAUAUCCAAUGCCAACAUUUAUCACCAGGUGGUUAGAGAUUAUGACCCUGAUGCAAGGAUAGUGUAGAAAGAGCUGAAAUAAGCUAGGAGUUUAAAAAUGGCCGUGAAAAUGCUCUUUUUGUAAGGAAUUGUGUUUUAGUGGGUACCCAAUAUGGAUGUUUCUUGUAAUCAAAUAAGUAUUACUAACCUUACCUCGGACGCGGCGGAAGAUUUGAUUGUUUAACACGUUCACUGCGGGCGUAUCGGAUACAGGCCGAGCGCUGUUCAGACGCUGCUGUAACCGAUCGGAUACGCUCGGCAAUGCCUUUCGUAUAUCAUCGUUUUUGCUCUAGCGUCGGUCGAAGGCAGACCAAUUCCACGUUAGCGUGUAGUGGGUGACUUGCUUUUUGUUGUGUUGUAGGUUGGUAGUAAAAUUUCCCCAUAAAAUCCCUGUCUGGCAAACUUAAAAAUCAACUUGUUGUCCCGUCUUUCUCCCUCCAAUUGGCAAUACGAUGAGACCGGCUACGUUCCAAGCAGUGCUGCUAUAUGUGAGUGUUUAGCGAACUACGUCGAUUCUGGUUAUAAAACAGGACAUCACCGCACGUUAUUUGCUAUUCGUCAUACCAUAAUAUGAGAGCCAAACACCCGGCAAUCGGGUUUGUUCGACGCUGCGGGCUGCGCCGCGCUGAGGCUACGCCUGCCAUUUGAUGGCCCGCAGUGAACGUGUUAAGCAAUUUUAAAAACUUAAAGCAAAGCGUACCUGACAGCUUCUGUAGUUCUGUUCACAAAUGAUGCCAGUAAAUGGUGAUGUGCCUCGUUGCGGUGUACAACCGAAGUACGGAUUCAUUUGCGAAACUGGUUCUUACUUAAAAAACCGCCCUCGCUAAUAGAUGGUUGAGUCUGUGUAAAUAGUGUGGUUUUCUAUAUAAACACAAAAUGCAUUUAAAUAAAUAGAAACAGUAUUACAAGGGAACAGCCUUGGCUAAAAAGUUUUUAAAAAUUAUUUUGAGUGUCAUCAAUGUAACAUAACAUUUAAAAUUAGAAAAAAACUGUUAAAGUGUUCCAUGUUUGAAUAAUUUCUUUGAAUGCUGAAUUUAAAUUGUACAACAAUUAAAAUUUUUCAACUUUUAUUGAGGUGUCAACAUAAUUGAACCACCAAAUAGUCAAAAGUUUCCAAUUAUUAAUCUUUCAUAAAACAUUAUGCUUCUCUCAGAGAUCUAAAAGUGUAUCUUUACCAUAUACAACUUUUUCCUACUGAUUGGAAUUGCGUUAACAUAUAAUACUUUGAUAAAAUUGACUAAAUUGUUCCCAUUUUAUGUUUUAUUUAUAAAUUCAUAAUAACAAAAUUCAAUAACAACCUCUUUUAUAUUUUGUAUAUUUUUCUCCUGUCCCUUGUGUAUGCUAUUCAGUAGCUACUUGUAGUGUUUUACUUCUUUUAUAUUACCCCCAUAGAUCAAAUAUUGUUCAAAUAUAUUACAUAAAUAUAAAUAAUAUUCUAGCUUAGAGAAACAGCUAUAUUUUAACCUCGGUGUGUACCUAACUAGGCUAUCUGCGAACUGAGAUUUUACUGUAGUCAGCAUUGUUUUAUUAUAUUUGCUAUCAUUAUUUUUUUAAGAAAUUUAUUUACUCAGACAUUUUAAUCUAAGAAAAUAAUAAGUUACCGACUCAUUUCACAUCUCAUAUCCUAAUAUCAACCAUGAAUUCUCCAAAAAAUAUUCAGAAACAGACACAUUUUAAAUUAAUUAAUUUUGUACAAAAAUUGAUGGAUAGAAGAAUGAAUACGGUUGUUUAAAUGAUACGAUAGGUAACUUUUUAAUAUCCAAUUCUGUAUCCGUCUAAAAAAAUUCAAAUUCAACCUCUGUCAGAAUUUUGCUUCUUGAGAAUUCUAUCCUACUUCAUCAAUGACAAUAAAAGAUUUAUGUAGAACAAGGAGCAAAAUCAUGUCAAAGUUGUUGUGAUGGUUGGUUCUGGGCACUGUUUAGUCUCGGUUUACGGGUAGAAUGUAUCAAGUUAUAAACUUUAUAAUUAAAUUAUUGUUGUUGUUUUGAAAUAUAUACUUAUGUUCAAUUUUCAUAGAGACUCUGUUGGCGUUUUCAUUGUUGAUGAUGACAAUUUAUAGUUUUAAUGAAAAUAGCGCUGUAAUUCCACUUCUUGUAGUUUUGCUACUCCACAUCUACUGGUAUAUACAUAUAUUAUUUACUUAUUUUUAGUCAUUCCUUAUAGGUUAGGUUUUAUUUCUUAAUUGUCUUUUUUUACAAUCCCCUUGUUGUAAAAAGCUUUAAUUUCAUAGUUUAGGUUUGGUGUAGUUGUACCUAACAUACAUGAAGGGAAAUGAUACUUUUGAAUCAGACUGUAAUAUUUCUAUUUCCCUCUACAGUACUUUGAAUUUAAAAAUAGUUUUAAGCUUUUAAAUUUUAAUUUUAAUGAAUUUAAUUUAAUUUAAUUUAAUUUAUGUUUUAGACCUCAGCUCACGAUUUGUUUAAAUAAUUUAAUUAUUAUUUCUUUUUUUCUUCAAUAUUUUUAAGUUAGGUCUGUUGAUGGAUGGACUAACUAGGGUUUUUUUAUUAAUUGUUCUCAUAUUUGCUAAAUGUUCAAAAAGCUAAACAGAUUGUAAAUAAAAUUGUGAUAAAAAAAUUAUAUUUUACAGGGGAGUUGUUUGAAUGGCCAAAAUACAAAAUAAAACAGACACUCAAUAAUAUCUAGAGUACCAGCAUGUUAAAAGACAAAACCUGAGUAUUUUGUUAUGCUUCAAUCUUUGCUAAAAUUAUGAAAAUCUUGUAUUACAUGGCAAUUUAUUAAUAUUUAAACAUUGGGUGAAUUGUUUGACCAAACAAUUCAGAACACAGUUUUUAUAUUUUGUUUUUUCUUUAUGCCACUUUCGUUCUAGUUCACUUUGUAGCAAAUAUAAAAUUUUCCUGUGAAAUAUUAAAUAGGUAUCUAUUUAAUCGAGUAGGAAUUAGUGACUUAAAGAUUUUACUAAAAUAAUCGUUAUUUUCUUUCAUUUUACAAAUUGCUGAGCACCACUAUGAUUAAAUACAAUGAUCCGGUACAAUCUGUAGUAAAUAUUUUCAUUUCUUAUAUACCAGUAGCUGUGACUCCAGAAAUCACAUCCUGUAUCAAGCUAUGUAUUGCCAUUUAUAUUCUUCUCAAUUUAAUUUGUAAUAUUGUAGUUAAAAUUGUGAUUGUCUGCAAUGCUCGUACAUAAUUUAAAUAAAUGGAUUCUUCUGUGAUGAAACAUUUGAAACGCAAACAAUAAGGAGUGUAUUAGGUUGUUUUUUCUAGAUACUAUUUAUUGCAUAUCAAAAGAAUUUGUAAGAAUAAGGUAUGAUAACAGAGCUUGAUCGCAAAGAUACCAUAUCAGGCAUUGCGAUGUAGUCAGGUAGUGAGAUUACAACAGAUCGGGUUAUUGCCUUGGAUCAUAUAGUACCUUUAUCAUAUCAAUAACUGUAUAUAUCGGCUUGCUUGUCAGUAAAUUUCAAAAAUUAGAAAUGACACAUAGAAAUUUAAGCUUAAGACUUUGAUAAUAUAAUAUAUAAAUAUACAUAUACAGACACACACACACACAUAUAUGUAUAUGUAUAUAUUUAUACAUAUAUAGCUCUGCAAGUUAGGCACAAACUUUAAAACCAUCAGGUGUAUUGAUUAUUAGUACAGAGAUUUCUUACUAUUAAUUUUGUAUUAUGUAUAUUCUCUUAAUGUACAUUUUGCCCAGCACAAAACCUAUCCAUACUGUUAUCAUAUUUAAAAGCCCUAAUAUUAAGUUUAUUAUUUUGUUUUCUGUAUUAUUUUAACUUAAUUUUAAAAAUAAAAAAUGUAAAACACAAUUAGAUUUAAUUUUUGUUAUUUUUUUAUUUUUACACAGUUGAUGGAAUUCAUCAUGUUUUAACGUAACUUCAAACAUUCAGUUUAAGAUAUUUCAUGUACAAAUUGCACAUUCAGUUUACCUUACCAUGACCAGUAAAACAUCCCUGAUGUGAUAGUGUCAACAGUAAGCCUAAAUGUUAAAUCAUUUUGUAAUAUUCCCGCCAACAGAGGUUGGAAGCCUUUAUUUUGUCGGAAGACAAUCAUUUUUUUCACAAAUAAAGGUUUAAUUUAUUAUUAAAUUAUUGUAUUCAAUUUUCAUAUAAGUUAACUAUAUUGAAUAUGUACAUAAACUAAUCCAAUGUACAUAAUAUGCAUUACCCUUGAUGUAUUUAUUUGUGUUUUGUACACAAACAUAGGUUUUAGAAAUUUACACUGUGUUACUCCAAUGGUUUAGUAAGCUAUUCAUUUACAAUUUUUGUGUGUAAUAAUUUUGUAUUUAAAACUAAAAUUAUUUGAUAUCCCAUUUUUAUUGCUUGUAAAAACUGGACAACGUUCUUAGCAAUUAGAUUUAAUGAAAACUGUAUACGGAUUCAUCAUAUUUUCAAGAUCUAAGUAUAAUCAAAGUUUUAUUUAUUAUAAUUUCUUCCCCAUUUAUUUUAUCUUUCAGUAAUAAAAAAUCUAAAUAGAAUAGUUAUAUUACUAGCACUAAUAAUAGCUCUCAAGAUUAAGUCCUGACAUUAGGUUUCAAGAUUUGAUUAAUAAUGGUAAUGGAAGUAGGAGUAAGAAAAUUAAUUUUGUUAUAAAAAAGAGGUGGUGAAUGUAUUUUGUUUUCACCUCCAUUCUUCUUCCUUAUUCCUUCUGUGACCAUUAGACUGUGUUUUGUUUUAUUUUAUGAAUUUAAUCGUCUGUUAACUUAAUUGACAGUGAAAUACGGUAUUUAAAAAAUUAAAUUUUCCUACAGUCACCCGACAAAUUUGGCUUCCUUGUACUGUUUAUAGUACAGAAAGCUGCUAAUUGCUGCAUAUUUAUACUUUGCCGUACGGUUUAUACUUUGCCGCACAUCAGGAUUUCAACGAAACAACACAAAACAGCGUGGUUCCAUUAUGCACGUAAUUCGUGUACGCUUGGAAAUAGGUUGGCAACACUUAAAGAUAAUUAUACUAUGAGCAGCUGAUUGACUAUUAUAACUACGAUUUAACCUGUCAUUUCAUGUUUAUAGUUUCGGUAUUUCUGGACUUUCUGGACUUUUCUUUUAAACGUUUUUAAAACCUUCCUACGAUCUUAAUAAACAAGAAAAUACCUUUUAAGCAUUUCUUUUAGGCGCGGAAACCACUUAAAAUUACAAAAACAUACGGAACUAUAUUCUCAAUACGCGGAGCACAUUUCUUGCCGAGGAAAAAUAGCGGAGUGAUAUGGACCGCGGGUACUACUUUCUCUAGGGCACCAUUUGUGUUGCCAGCUGAACCUAAAAACGUGUUGCAUAGUGUUUGAAAGACUAAUUAUUUAUAUGCUUUAUAGUGACUGUAGGAAAAAUAUAAUGUGUAACACGAGUGAAAAAGGCCUUUGCUGCACUCGAGAUCAUUCCACACUCGCCUGCGGCUCGUGCGUAAACAUUGCUCUCGUGUGCAGCAAAGUGCCACUUUCACCACUAGUUACACAAAUAACUAUUUCAUCAUUCCGUUCAAAAGUUGUCAUUUUAAAUAACAGCUUAUAUCAAAGAAAAUAAUUGUUUCCUAAGCUCUAAUUUAGAGCAAAUGAAAAACAAUCAGCUGACUUAUAUAACUUAUGUUUUCCCCCUACGGUACUUUGAUGAAGACCUAAGCAUUAUCUUGAAUACUAUUUUUGUCUUCCUUAAUAUCUGUAACCUUAUCUGCCUUCUGUUGCCCCAAAUGGAUGAUACAAAGUUAUUAUUAAGUCUAAAGAUUCCUUUCAAGAAUUAAAUUAAAUAACAUUAUGACACUGUUUUUUUUUUGUAAAUGUAUUUUUUUAAUUUUUAUCAAAUGACAUGUCUUGUAAACGUUUACCUUCUAAUAUUCCUGUAAAACUUCCCUUAAAAAAUAUAGUGCAAGUAUUUAAACUCUUUCCCUAAGGACUUGUACUUAAAAUUCCCUAACUGAGGCAAAAUAUAUUCCAAUUCAUUUAUGUUUAUUUUAACCCUUCCCGGACGGGCGAAAUCGUGACAUAGGACAAGAAAAAAUUAUAGAAAAAAAUAAAAAUUAAUUUUCCUUUUUUGUGUUUUGUUAUAUAAGUAUACAUGAAAUAAACACAAUACAGUAGAACCUCUUUAAUCCGAACUAAAGUCUGUCUAAAAUAAUUGUGCGGUUGGAAUUCAAGAUAUGAUUUCCCUGUUAUGGUAAAUCUCCCUCUCAUUUACCCUUUUCUACACUAAAAUACCCGUAACAAUCAUCUGUUUUAUAUUGCAGACAGGUUUUUAGGAAGCAUUUGUUUAUUAUGAUUGAACUACACACAUAAUAAAACAAGAAGAUUUAUUUUAACAUAAAUAAUCUACGUAUUAAUUUUAAUUUCACUAGAAGUUUUGUUGUAAUAUAGAUAAUCUUGGGCUAACAUCUAUGCUUUAUGCUUUUGAUGGAUUGUUUUAAAUACAAUUUCAGUUCAGGUAAUGUAACUAUACAUUAUUAAAUUAGUUAAUAUCGUGGUGAACUGGUUUCACAAUUCUAAAGCGAUUCUUCACUUCUUAUUUAGUUAUUAUUUUAAUACCGUCGACAAUGGGAACUUUGUCAAGGUCUCUAGCGAAGCCCUAAAGUCAGAUCAGGAUGAAAACCAUUGUGUUAUCCUCUUUAUGUCUGAAUAAUCAGUGUACAUCAGAGUAGACCUACUCAUGAUGAACAACGGAGUCAUUUCAUUAAACUUGUUUUAUUAUACCAUACAUUAUUUGCUAAAAUUUUCUUUUACUGAGGAUAAACUAACAUAACAAAUUGAUCAUACUAUUUGACCGAGUUAUGUUUAAAGAUACACAAAAAUUAAACCAUUUGUAUGAAACAGCUAUAUUUAAGUUUUUGCAUUUUUUCAUUGUUUACUAAUUGUAUAAAUAUUUCAAAUCCCUAAUAGUAGGCCUAAAAGCCCAAUAUGCCUGAGUACACACCAAAUGGAAAACAAAACUCGUAAAAAUACACAAAUAUAAUUUUAUUUAUAAAACAUAUAUUAAACUACAAAAUGAACACAAUGAUGUAAAUUUAACAAAAGUUAGAUGUAAUGUGAACGUUAAAAAAGUACUGGAAACGUUCUAUUACAUCAUUCACUCUCAUAACUGGAAAGUAGAUGUUCACCAUCAUUUUCGCUUGGCCCACCAGAGUCAGUGUCAUCCUGCAGAUUUAUAAUGAAUGGUUCCAUAAUUUCGUCACGCAGUCCUUCUUUAUAAAAAUCUUCUUACUGGAUAUUUUCAGCAUGAAUUACGCAUUGCUUCCAGUCUUCUACUGUUACGUUACAUGGUUCAUGACAUUUUCAAGAAGGUUCCUGACAUCCUUUAUUUUAAAAGACGUGUUAUUUUGCGCUACCUCCCCAUUCACUUGAGCCCAAAUUAGCUCUAUGGGAUUGUAUUGACAAUGGUAGGGGGUAGGCGAACAACCUCAAACCCAUCUGCAACGCAAGUUCAUCCAGUUCGUACUGUGGGGGGAAAUCUUGCCUGUGCUGCCGCACGGUGGUAAGGAGUUCUGCUACUGUGUGGACUGGAUUGUGUUCAAUACCAUUAUCUGAUAGCCACUUCACAAUGUCUGCCUUUCUUGAUUUGAACUUGGAAUUUUGUUAAGUCGUUUCGAAUGGUACCGGUAGCUGGCAUUAUCCAUUACAAUAAUCUUUUGAUAUAUUUUCUAUAUUACAAUCUUCGGAGUCCAUAUUAUGUGCUGCAAUGCAUUUGUUUCCUUCUCCAGUUAAGUUUUGCACUGUUUUGGCUAUUUCUAAUUAACACUAAUCAAUUAAACCCAGACUGAAUAAUAUUAAACUGCACAAAAUAUCAUCAUAAUAAUCACAAUGUUGUUUACUACUAAAAUGUAAACAAAGUGACACCUGUUGUAAAAUUAUGAACAGUAUGAAUCAGCUGUAGGCUAAUAUGUGGUGGUGGCAGGGGCCAGGGAGAAAACAGGGGAAAACAAAUUUGUCCUUCAACCGCACAUUAAAUUCAGACAGAGUAUAAUUGGGACCAGGGGUAGUUCGGACUAGUGAAUAGUUCGGAUUACAGAACAUAUUGUUGUUUUUACAUAACAAUAGCUAAAACAUGGCUAAAAUUUAUCUAAAUUAUUUUGGGAAAAGUGAAAAAAAUGUUUUAUAAAUUAAAAUACAGUGUUUAUUUAAUACAGUAGUAAACAUGGUGAAUAAACAGUAAUGUACAUUAAAUAAAGUAUACAAUAAAGAACUGCUGUACUAUUUAUAGAGUACAGCAAUGAGGGGUUCGGAUUAGUGGACGUUCGGAUUACGGGGGUUCGGAUUAAAGAGGUUCUACUGUAUAACACUUCAUAAUGUCAAAAUAUUUUUUUUACUCGUUUUUAAAUAUCCGCGGAUAAGUAGAAAAGCAGCGGAUAUAUCCGCCACACGUCUUUGAAGAUAUGACCAUGACAACGUUAGGCAAUAAAUAAAGAACAAUAUGUAAACAAUAAAUAAAGACAACAUAGUUUUGAGCGCGAAACGUCGAGGGGGGAGCGUAGGAGAGGUGGGUGGUGGGAGGGCAGAGGGUGAGGAGCGGUAGAGGGUAGGCACGCGAGAGAGGGGGGAGUGCGGGAGAGAGCGCAGCCAUGGAGAUAGCAGGAAAGUGGCGCCUUGGUACCGCGAAACAUCUGGUUACAUCUCAAGCACCUGCCAAUCUGUCUGAAAAGAAAGCGGAUAUAUCUGCUUCCCAUCCGGAACAUCAAAAACCAUAAGCGGAUAUAUCCGUCACCCGUCCGGGAAGGGUUAAACAUUCAUGUACCCUUUCAUUCUUAUCCGUAAAUCUUUAACUUCUUGAAAAAAAAUCUGUCCCAAGGUAGACACUAUAAACAAAAUUUACUUUAUUAAAUGAGACGGUUAAAAACGUUUGGUCCACAUGAUAGGUGAAUAUCUCUACCUAAAACGGUAGUAUUAAAGAGUUGGAGAAAACUAUGUUGGUUUGAUUAAAUUUUUCUAACUUUGAUUCUAAUACUAAGUCCCAUUGUAAUGCGUAUUGGUAGGUAACUGAUUGUGCUGUUCAUAACAUCAAAUUUUGGUUCAUAAAAAAAUUUAGUGCUAUGGCUAAAAGUGGAAUAGUUAUAAAUUAGGUAAAGAAUUGAUUUUCAUUACAACUCAAAUUAUUUCAUUUUUUUCCUUGAGCCAGAAACCCCAGUGUGCAACUUUGUGAUUGACAUUUAUAUUUUAUAAUGUACUUUGUGAUUCAUCAACUUGUCAAGUGUAAAUAUGCUAUGAGAAUUCUGCAAGUAGUCAUUAAUUUAAAACUAUGCAGAACUCGAGUAAAGCUUCACUAUAAUGUUUUUAAGAGUUAUGUUUGGAUUCUUUGUAAUAUUGAAUAUAAAUUGACUACUGUUAUUUCUUAAAACUUUGUAUCAAUGACUGAGGACUAUUAUCAAUGUUGCAUGAAGUGAAUGGUGUUGAUAUUAAGCGUACACUUUGGAGAGUCUGCCUUGUAUCAGUAAAAUAUGUAUUAAAACAAUUGUGUUGU